Messenger RNA from Ostreococcus tauri, 2169 nucleotides. RefSeq names its product unnamed product. The transcript has a single exon. NCBI's taxonomy places the organism in Eukaryota, Viridiplantae, Chlorophyta, Mamiellophyceae, Mamiellales, Bathycoccaceae. The record is from RefSeq and is a predicted model, not a curated record. Bases 1 to 2169 code for a protein of 722 amino acids.
AUGUUCGGCCGUUUCGCGGGCGCGCGAACGGGUGAUUCGUCAAGCGCGACAUCGGAGCGCUCUGAGGCGACGUUGACGCCGCAGCGUACUUCAGGAACGUCGCCGAGGGGCGAUGAAUCGGUCGGGGCGUUAAUCGCUCGGUGCUCAAACAUUCUCGUCGACGCGCUCGGCGAGGACGCUGACGGCUUGGCGUUCUCAAAGGUGAACGAGGGACGACGGUUGAUUGAGCGCGUGCGAGAAUUGGCGCUCAGCGGAGAGGUGGAGGCGCGAGAAGCUUUGGAUUCUUUGGAGGAGCUCGCGAACGAAGCGGUGGAACGGUUAUCGCGAGGCGCUUUUGCGGACGCAAUGGUGACGCCCACGGGGCGGAGAGAGGAGUCCGAGGCGACGAUGACGUCGAAGAGUGGUGGUUUAGAUUUGUUUAGUGGAUUGACGCUGAACGACAGCGCACCGAGGGCAGAAAUGGAGGCUAGGAAUCUGACGCUCGGUUCGAUGACUCUGAUUUCGCCCCACGUCUUGUUUGGAGGCGAUGAGUCGACGCCGGAUAGCUCGUGGCGACCAGACGUUGCCGGUGACGUGUUCGGUGACGGGAAAGAGAAUGUCGCUGAUAUUGAGUUUGACAGGUUGUUUCAGGGAGCUUCUGAGGCGAUGGAGUCGCCACCGGUAUUCGACGAAGUCAUCGAUGAAGGCACAUUUGAGUUUGCAGUUGCGAUGCAAGCCGAACCAGAUUUGACUCCGUCUGCGGUCGAUUUAGCCCAAGACAGAGACGCAGACGAACUUACUAGGCUUUUGAAGGCGAGUGAUGUGCGGCUGAAGCCCGCGAAGCUCGCAUACGACUCCGCACUAGCACGUGGCUCAGCGGCGACUUCGAGGCGAAAGCACUGCGCGGACGAAGCGUUCGAAUUGUUGGGGAAGAUAGAGGAUUUGAAGCGGACACAGGAGGUUGCCGUUGCAAAUGAUGAUUAUGAACAGGCGCAGCGCCUCGAGGAGACGAUCGAGGGCGCUAGAACUUCCUUCAAGGAGAUAGAAGAAAAACUCUUUGCCGCCGAGCAAGAAUGUGCCUCGACAAUUGACGAAGCCGCUGCGGCCUUAAAAACGUGGCUCGCGGCGAGUCGAUCGACAAUUGAUGAAGUCGCGUCUUUUGCAGACUCGAAGCGCCUUGAAUUGGACAAGAAGACGUCAGCGCGUGAUCGUGAGGCGCGUGACGCUGCGGAGCAGAGAGUCGCUCGAAGGGCAGCAUUGGAGGUGAGUGUAUUGUCCUCAAGCGAAACCAUGAGUGCCUUGAAGAGCAAAGCCGAAGAGCUCGCGCGAGUCAAAGAAUCACUGUUGCCUCCGACUCAGGCAUUGAGGGAUGAAAUUGAAUCUAUGCGCGCGGCGCUCGCGCAAAAAGAGGCCGAGCUUGAGACAAAGGAAGCCGAGCUUGCGGCGAAGAGCGCCGAAUGGGAAGAUUUGUCGAAGCAAAUUGAGCGAGCGUUCACGACGGUGGACGCGGCGCGUACCGAACUGGAGCGAUGGGAUGAGGAGGAUACGAACGAGGACACUGUCGAGGCGCGCGCGAAGGAUGCGCACGAGCUCGCUCUCGAGAAGGUAUUGGUCGAGACUGAAGCCAAGAUGACGCACCUUCGCGACAAUGUUGCAGCAAUGUCGCAAAAGCUCCUCAAUUGCGAGCAAGCGCUGGACAGCAUGUACAUCGAGCGUGAGACCGUCGCUCGCGAGCGAGCUGCACAAGCCGCUCUCGAUCUGCAGCGCGUAAAGGAUGAGGUUCGCAGCGCGGAAGCCGCCAGCGAGAGAGAGGCUGCGCUCACAGCGCGCAUCUCUGAGCUCGAGCGCGCCAAGUCACUUGCUGUGGUGGAGAAGCGCUUCCUUGACGCACAAUGCGCGUCGACGGAGAUGAAAACCAUACAAAACGAGAUCGAUGUAUCGCGUUCAUCCUCCGGCGUCGACCCAUCCGCGCUCGAACGCGCCGAGGCGCUCGCCGUCGAGACCGCUCGAGUCGCUCGAGCCGCUCGACUCACAAGGCUUCGUGCCGAGUGCGACGCCUCUACCGACGACACCGACCCUAGAGCGAUCGCCGCCAGGCGUGCGAUUGAGCUUCUACUCCGCGGUCGUGAAGAUGGCGACGACAAAGACGAAUCAAACUAUGCACGACGCUCUGAAUCCGACGACUCAUGA